AUGUUCAUAUCUAUCUAUCUAUCUAUCUAUCUAUCUAUCUAUCUAUCUAUCUAUCUAUCUAUCUAUCACGAACUGUUUAAUAUCUAUCUAUCUAUCUAUCUAUCUAUCUAUCUAUCUAUCACGAACUGUUUAAUAUCUAUCUAUCUAUCUAUCUAUCUAUCUAUCUGCAACCAGCCACGUACCAUUUCACUGCAGUUAGCAAAAACGGUCAGUGUUAGCAAUUAUCUCACUCAGCAAAAUGAACAGAAUCUAAAAUUAGGCGCCGAACAUGCCGAGCAGAAUAGAGAAGCAGAUGCAGCAGCUUUCUCUCGCUAUCUAUCUAUCUAUCUAUCUAUCUAUCUAUCUAUCUAUCUGUUCAAUCUUAAAACUUGUUCACAAUCUUUCUUUCUAUCUAUCUAUCUAUCUAUCUAUCUAUCUAUCUAUCUAUCUAUCUAUCGUUGUACAUAUAUGAUUGCAUAUGUAUGUGUAUAUUUACCACUAAUACUAUCAAUAUCUAUCUAUCUAUCUAUCUAUCUAUCUAUCUAUCUAUCUAUCUAUAUAUUAAAGAUCACAGAUAUUUUUGUCGAUUAA
Acanthosepion pharaonis is the source of this 570-nucleotide messenger RNA. The record is from the annotation of a GenBank genome assembly. NCBI's taxonomy places the organism in Eukaryota, Metazoa, Mollusca, Cephalopoda, Sepiida, Sepiidae.